AGUAGGAGGUUUUUUCUCAGAGAGGCCAGCUAAUGUUGUGUGUGGAUUUCAGAACAGUUGCCGAGUAGAAUCUUGAGAGUGAGGAAAAGAUUUAUGGACAUUCAUCUGAGUUGCUGAUUUAAGUAACAGAGAUAUUGAAUUAUUCCAUCAGUGUAUUGCAUCCUGAGCAGGGUCUGGAGUAGAGCAGCUCUCCACCAAAUCUCUUGACAAGGAAGACAAAAAGCAGGUUCUCUGAUGGAUUCUGUGCUACAGGAGAGCCUGGCCACGCUGCUCAGCAGGAGAAGUGUUUGCAUCUUUUGUGUCAUCUGGCUAGCUACCCAACUGGCAUUCUUAAAUGCCUGCGAAUAUCAGCCAGCAAGUAAUGAGAGAUGCACUAACUACACAAAGGAUGUGCCAGAAGGAGGCUCCUUAGAAGUGCCUCUUGGCACCCUUAAACACAUCAGUGAUUUCUGCAUUUGGAAUAUAUCAUCCUCACGUUGGGACAGUGCAUGCCAAUUUGUUAGUGGAAACUGCCAGCCUCUCCUUACAAACUUCAACAAGAGCAUCUCUGUCCUAGGGAAAACCUUUGUUAUGCAGAAUGUGGGCAGCGGCCGCUACAGAAUUCUGGACCUGUCUAGAAAUUGCUUGGAAAUAAAUGUCUUCAUGUCAGAUGCCAAGCAUAAUAUGGUACUUAAUGUGGGCAGCCCUGUUUGGGUCAUCAUUCUUGUCAUUGUCAUCAUCAUCGUUGUUGUCGUCAUAGCCAUUGUGCUCUCCAUCAGAUAUGACUGGAUUAACAGAUGUAGGCAGAACACCUGCUGUAUGUCAAACACCACUGAGAAUGACAUUGAUCUUACUACCCAGGGAAGCGCAGCAGUUUCCUGAGAUGUCAGCCGCAUCCUGAGACCUGGCAUCCCAGAAUGACAGGUGUU
Sceloporus undulatus (fence lizard) is the source of this 908-nucleotide messenger RNA. RefSeq lists its product as uncharacterized. The record is from RefSeq and is a predicted model, not a curated record. The transcript is spliced from 6 exons. The coding region runs from base 235 to 861 and encodes 208 amino acids. NCBI's taxonomy places the organism in Eukaryota, Metazoa, Chordata, Lepidosauria, Squamata, Phrynosomatidae.